Molecule: messenger RNA, 7320 nt
Organism: Centrocercus urophasianus (Greater sage-grouse)
Lineage: Eukaryota; Metazoa; Chordata; Aves; Galliformes; Phasianidae
Gene: BROX
Product: BRO1 domain and CAAX motif containing
Exons: 14
Coding region: 133-1368 (411 amino acids)
Source: RefSeq, a predicted model, not a curated record
CGUGAUUGCGCAGGGCGCCGCCGCCGCCGAGAACCGGCCGUAGCCCGGGCAAGAAUCGCUCGUCUCCUCUGGGCCCCGCCGCUCCCGGCAGAAGGGUCCCGGAUUUGGUGUGAGCAACAUUACAGGAGGAAAAUGACACACUGGUUUCAUCGCAAUCCUUUGAAGGCUACAGCUCCUGUUCAGUUCAAUUAUUAUGGGGUAGCUACCACUCCAGCUUCAUCUAAGAUUUGCAAUGAUUUGAGGUUAUCUCGGACACGACUGCUGGAGCUGUUUACAGACUUGAGCUGUAAUCCAGAGAUGAUGAAGAAUGCAACUGACUUGUACUUUUCGCUCUUGCAAGGUUUUAUCCUUUCACUGGAUGACUCUUCCCAAGAAUGCAAGCUGCGAUACAUUCAGAAUUUCAAGUGGACAGACACAUUGCAGGGACAUGUUCCAUGUGCCCAGCAGGAUGCAGUAUUUGAGCUGGUUUCCAUGGCUUUUAAUGUAGCUCUGUGGUACACAAAAUAUGCAUCAAGACUCGCUGGAAAAGAAGAUAUAACAGAAGAUGAAGCAAAAGAUGUUCACAGAAGCCUGAAGAUAGCAGCUGGGAUUUUUAAGCAUUUGAAGGAAUGUCAUAUUCCAAAAUUGAUUACACCUGUAGAAAAAGGAAGAGAUUUGGAACCUCGACUUAUAGAUUCUUACAUCAUCCAGUGCCAAGCUGAAGCUCAAGAAGUGACAAUUGCUCGGGCUAUUGAGCUGAAACACAAUCCAGGUCUAAUAGCUGCCCUUGCUUAUGAGACGGCUAACUUCUACCAAAAAGCUGAUCAAACAUUAUCCAGUUUGGAUCCAACCUAUGCAGGUAAAUGGAGGAAGUACUUAAACUUGAAGUCCUGUUUCUAUAUGGCUUACGCUUACUGCUACCAUGGUCAAACUUUACUGGCCAGUGAUAAGUGUGGGGAAGCAAUUAGAUCUCUUCAAGAAUCAGAAAAAUUUUUUGCUAAGGCUGAGGCACUGUGCAAAGAGUAUGGAGAAACCAAAGGACCUGGGACUACUGCCAAACCUUCUGGACAUCUCUUCUUUAGGAAGUUAGGAACUUUGAUUAAGAACACACUUGAAAAAUGCCAGAGAGAGAAUGGAUUCAUCUAUUUUCAGAAGGUGCCUGCAGAGGCUCCCCAGCUGGAAUUGAAAGCAAACUAUGGCUUAGUAGAGCCUGUUCCUUUUGAAUUUUCUGCCUUGAAUGCACACUGGACUCCUGAAACACUUGCUGCAUUUGAUCUCACCAAGAGACCAAAGGAUGACACUGCUAAACCAAAACCAGAUGAAGAAGUAAAGCCUCUGAAGGAACCAGAUAUAAAGCCUCAAAAAGACAGUGGAUGCCAGAUUUCUUAAGUGCCAUAGUGCUCUGAAGUUGAACAAAUGUUACCUGGCAGCUGAGGAGCUCCUGGAUCAGCUGUUGAUGUAGGAAGGCCUACCUCCUUUGGUGGUUGGGCCCUUGUGAAUUUCAGUCUAUAGGAAACAAAUCUGUACUGUGAUCAAACCUCAGUUCAUCAGAACCAGUUCUGAUGAGACUGAACCAAGCAGCAUUAUUUUAUGAAGACAAUUACCAUGCCAUCUUCAGCUUCAUGGUUUGUAAAUUUGUAUGUAACCUCAAGUUUCAGAAUAUUUAAACAACCUGAAUGUGUUUUGUUUCACCACUCAGAAUACUAAGUAUAGUAGCAAGAAGCAGCAUCUAUUUUGAAUGUCACUUCAAUUCGAUAUGAAUGUAAUAAUUAUAUAGAGAAUACUUUGGUUCUGUAGUAUGGCCACAGGGAAGUAACGUGAAUUGAGUGCAUAGAGAAAUUGUAAUUAUAAUGAAGCACCUCAUGGCUGUUUGGUUGUUUUUGUUUGGUUGUUUUUAGUAUUUAAGCACGAUUCUGUGAGCCUGUAUGAAGUCCUAGUACUUACCCAGUCCUGUGAGAGUGCAGGACAUUCUGUAUCCUCUGGUCAGGGACUUUAGUGCUAUGCGGAUUGCUGGACACUUCACUACAUUGCCAGCAGGUGGCAAAUGAAUGAGUAACAAAUGUAUUAUUUUCAGAGAAUCAGCUGGCUGUUUCAAUUUUCUGUAAACAUCUACUGGUGCCUUCCAGCCCCUGAGGGUUUAGCUGGGUUUCUAUAAGAAAGAAGUAGCCUAAGGGAAUUAGAUGCUGACUGCUAUGUAAAGCAGAAAGCCUGCAACUGUCUUUUUUAAUGCUUGCCUCAGCAGUAGCAAUUGACGCGCUCAUGUUUUGUGCUUUAUUAUUUCUCUCUUCUUCUUGCUCUGGUUUCUGUUUUAGCUGUUCUGAGUCUAAUACAAAGUUUGCAAAUAGCCAGAACUCACCCACAGUUCAAAUACAAGCAGUCCAUGCAUCCUGUGGCUUUAGGGUUGGGUUUCCUGAUUUCCCACUGGCCCUGCGUUGCUGCUAAUGCUACAAGGCAGGUCUAUCUGAACGGAAUGGAUUCCCUGCAAAAUCACUAAACACACAGAUUCUAGUGCCGGUUGUUUGUUUAUCCUGUAUAACACUCCUCUUUUGCAUCCGUUUUCAUGUCAUGAGAAGUCCCUGGUAAAUUCCUACAGGUGAGCUUCCUUUUUGAUUCACUGAUGUCAAAUAUUUUUCCAAAAUGUGUCUGCUGGAACCUUUACAGCUCUUGAAGCUUCAGAAGGUAACUCCACACUGAACUUCUGCCAUAAAGAGAUUUGGGACGUUACUCUUGUAAAACACAGCAGUGUUAACUUCACUAAUUUGUUUGCUGUUAUACUUUUUGUAUUCUUCCAGCUCUCAUCCAGUAAACAAGUUGCAUGUAAAAACACUGAAAAAUAUACUUCUCCCUAGCUGGCUUACAGCAAGAGAAAUAUAAAGAAUUAACGGCACGACACAAAAGUAAGUGCACCAAGUGUUUAAGAGAACAAAAUAAUCCUUAUGAGUAAUUUACAGCAUCUCCCGGUUUUGAUAUGAACCAAGGUGGAACUGCAGAACUUCAGCAGUCCUUACUGAGGUUUCUCCUGUUCAACUCCCUUAGACAACCAAGAAAGGAAAAUAAAUAAAUGAAUUUAGUAUGUAAUGUUCUUAAAUGGUAAGGUCUUGAGAGUGACAUCUGUGAGCUACUGUGUGUCACCCUUCCACUGUCCUGAAAUUACAUUUCCUGAGAUUCUGACCUUUCUCUGUGAUGCAGAGUUUUUUGUUGUUUGACUUGUACCCUCAGUAUCUGCUGCAUUAGAACUGUGCUCCCAGUAGAUACCGUUUGUUGAGCAGGAGGAGGAUACUACUUUCCAGAAGAAUGAGGAGGACAGUGAAGUUUCUGAUGGAGCAAAAUCUCCAAGGAUUGUUUUGCAAAUGGUGAGACUGUGACAUACAGCAUGGGAGAGGAGCAGCAGCAGCCUGUUGACCUGGUGAGCUCCCUAUAGUUUCUCCAGGAGCCAGCAGGGUGUGCCGCGGGAAUGAAACAUAGUUUCUAGACAUUACUGAGCUGAAAUACGAUGUUCUUACUAAAUAGAGAGGGAAAAAGUAUUUCGUAAAAAUACUUAAAGCUGAUCUCAUUUUGGUCUAGUCUUGGAAGAGAUUAAAACAGCUUUACUCUCCCAAGCACCUCCAGGUGGUGCAUCUCUGAAACACAUCUUUUCACAAAUUUCAGGUUUCUGUGCAGAUGUUGCCUUUCUUUACUAUCCUACCAAAAUACACUGUUUGUGGUGGGAUUCUAUAAAUAAUAUAUUAACUGAAUCUAACCACGGGCAACAAUCUGUGAGAGAUGGAUUUACACAAUGACAGGCUUCUUUGUGAAGUUUCAGAUCACUUCAUAUUAUGAGCUAGGUGAUGCAGGACUGUGUUUAGUGCAACUUCAUGGAUGAGCUUCUCUUUAGGUUUUAAAGCUUUCUGCUCUGUAGUCUUUGCUCUCCUGGGGGUCAUGUCUCUAGUUUUGGACAGUUUAAAUUGCAACCACUUCAUUUCUUUGUAAGUUCAGGUUUGUUCUUUUUUUGUUCUUAUUUUACCAAUGGACUAACUGGAAUGCAUUUGCUGCUUAAUUGACCUCUGACCUGCUGUAGAAAUUUUAAAAUGUAAGCAUUUUCUUCUGGCCAAAUAAUAUAAUCAAUCAACAAAUAAUUUAGAAUAGGCUGCUUGGUAUCAGCCUACUGGUCUUUUACAGUAGCCUGAAAGAUGUUUUCCUUGUCUCUGGGUACCUAGUGCCUUACUUGUGAGCAAAAGAGCAAUUAGAAAAUAGUAGGAAAAAACCUGGUUAUGACACAGGCAGGUAACAACCAGGAUAUGGUAUGUUAGGUUAAUUGUGUGCUGCCUUCACAUUUAGAGCAGUGUGGCAGAAUACACUUGCAGAAGAAUCCGAAUGGAGUGAUUAUAAUUGAGGAUAGGCCAUUUUGUCUGACUCCUGCCCCAGGACAGGUCAAAUCAUUCUUGACAGGCUUGUUAACUUUAUUCUCAAAGACUUCUGGUUAUUGUUACUGCCUCAGCUCACUUAGUAAUUGAUUCUGGUGGUUUGAAAUGCUUCCACUGAAAAUUCUUUAUUAAUGUAGAUCAUGCCUUCUACGUUUCAAGCUUCUCUCUUAUCCUAUCAACAAAUCAUCCUCUUUCAUGAUCUUUUCCUAUAUUUGACUGUUACCAUGCCUUCCCUUAGCUUUUCUAUCUGUAGACUAAACACCAUGCCUCUGCAUCUUUCUGCUUUGGUCUUAUUUCCUGAGAUAUUUACUCAUUCUUGCUGCCGUCCUCUGGACUUUCUCUCAUUUGUCCACAUGCUUUUCAAAUGUUGUCAUGCCCAAAACAGAACAGAAGCCUCCAGCUGGGGCUCACCAAGACAGAGUAGUGCAUAACUGCUACCUAAGCAGCUGUUUCCCAUCUUCUCUGUGUACAGAAUGAUAUUUUCAGAAAUUUUCUUACAUCCUGGUAGGAUUUUUUUCCCCCAGAAUGUUUCUUUUGUAGAUAAUGUUUUGAAUUGUAUUCCCAUUGUUCAUGCUCCUUGCAACUGUUUGUAAAAAUGUAUUCAUAGGUACAUCUAUUGCAUCAAUCCAUCUGUUAGUGAAAGUACCAAGUAUAGAUGUCCAAGCCAAAGCUUUGCUCUGUGUAUCCCUUUGUGCUGACAGUGAAUUAUUGGUAGCCAAUCCCUGCGUGCUCUUGCGCUAAAAAAACAACUUUUCUAAGAAAAGUCCAACCCAUGGCUGACCCUUUUUAUUUGAAGCAACACGAUGUUACUUAUUGUCAUUUCUCUUACAUUCACUAUGCUUUUUCCUAUAGUGAAUUUUUGAAUGAGCACCACAUCGCUAUGCAUAGCAUUAUGGCUGCUGCUUAGAUUAGUUAUUGUUUAUUACUGCAUGAUGUAUUGUAAAUUAAAAUCAUUAUUGUUAAACAGCAAAAAGGAUCCGAGAUGGUGGAAUAAGUUAUGUACUUACGGCUAUACGGAGUGUGAAUUCCAUCCUCUGUCUUUAUGCAACUUGACAGGCUCCAAUUACAAGAUCCUGCACCACCUGCCCGACCUUAAGAUAAUUGAAUAAUUGCUUAUUCAAGGGAGCAUGGGCUGUUUUUCAGUGUCUUUUAUACAUCUGUGCAGUCUUAUUCUAUUUACUGUGCUACGCUGAAAUGUAAUACAGAAUGGGGCCUUACCAUCUCCUCUUGGGUUUAUAAAGAGUGGUGGCAUGGAAGCAUCUGAAUGCUCUGCAUGUGUAUGUUUUUAUGAUACAAAGAUGAGUCAAAAUUGUCAGCAGUCAGCUAACUUAGAGUGUCCAGCUAAAAAGGUCAUGGGACGCUUAGCAUGGAACAUUGGGGAUAGUGUUCCUAUUGUGCACUUCUGUAGCAGCUACGUGUGGUCAAGGCUUCUGCCCAGGGGCUGUGGGUAUUUCAAGCCAGAGCCCAGCAAGCACACAUCAGGUACCUAUAAACAGUCAAAAUUCACAUGGGGAUUAUAUGGGAGUUCUAGCUUAGAGGCUGCUGUAGCACCUACCUUUCUCCAUCACCUUCAGGCUGCCUCUGCUAUACAAACAUCUUUUCUUCAUUUGCAUCUUCCAGGCCCUCCAUGGCCUUGGGUGGGGUUCCUAUGCACAGCAUUAUCCUUCACCCUGAUGUCCUGACCCACAGCAAAGGCAGUGCCCGCUCAGUCCCACUGAUAAUGAGGUGUGACUCAUGUAGGGAAAUAGAGGCUAUACAGUCUCUUUUCCAUUAUUCAACGUAAAUAAGGGAUUUAAUGAAAAGAUGCAGCAAGAAACACUCUGGAACAUGUCCAAAGUUUGAAUUCUGCCACUCAGCUUUCUUAUAACUAAUCACUCUAAUAUUGUCUUUUCAAAUAGUUUAACUACUCCAGGAAAAAAAAAAAAGGAACAAAAAAAACCAACAGUAUUUCUGAGGAUUGCCCUGUGUGCCUUCCACACAUGAAUCUUCUCAACAGCUUGUGUAUUUGAGCAUGGGCAGACAUUCCCAGGAACAGCAAAAGCUGGACCUGUGACCCCUUCUGUCAGUUCUCAAGGUGCUGAGACACUCUCGUUCCCCCACGGUUUAUGACUGUUAAAUUGUUUUAAUGUGAACUGGAGAAAAUCCAUUAUUUUACUCCUGUCCCUGUUUUCAAACAUUUGGAAGUCCCUUUCUUCCCCAUGUGGCACGAAAUAUCUCAGCACUAACAAAAAUAUUGUCUGAUAAGUUUGUGACCUUCAUUACUGUUUUAGAAUCAGUGUGACUUAAAAGGUAUAUUAAUUAGUAGGUAGUAAGUUGGGUUGGAGUUAAAUCUACUGCAUUUUUAUGAGAUGCAGUUGAACCCUAUAAUGGAUGAAACCGAAAUGAAUUCGUUCAAUUGAAACAUAGUGUGGAUAGCAAGUGUGGUAAGUGGGAUUGACUACCCCAGAAAUGCUGGCCAGCCUUCUGGAAAAAGAUUUAAAGGCAGGGUUAUGAAGAAGGUAAGUAAAGAGGAGGAUCCCAAGUGCAUUUCAGUAAUAUAAUAGGCUGCUCCCUGUGUCAUCUUGUUUGCUGAUCCUUAAUGUCCACAUGGGUGUGAACACAGCUGUACCAUUUUCUGCUAUCGGAUAAAAUGCCCUUUGCAAAAAGCCCCUGAGUAGAAGGAUGACAUUCUAGGUGUUAUUUUUCUUUUGUGGGUUUUCAGCUUUUGAACUCCCUGGAGGGUAACGUGCUGUACUUUAUGGACUGAAUGAGCCUAAGUACAAAUAUGCAGUAAAGGAGUACCAUAGAGGAUACAGGAGAGGAUGUGCUUUAUUUAACUUUACUCCUAUGCUUUAUGCCACAAGAGAUGUUCAGGAUUGAAACCAGCUUUUAACAAUUUAUUGUUGAAGUAAAUUUGGUUCUGUAAUGCAGUUUCAAUUAAAGCUAUUUGGAAGCUUCA